AUGGGAGGCUCCGCCUUUGCGUCGGGCGAGCAUCCUCUCGAUACUCCGCGUAUGCCGCCCGAGGUCUACCAGCACGUGAAGGCCAAGUGUACUACAGCUUUGCGGGAAAUUUACAUCUGCGUUGCAAGUCCCAUAGAGGGACCCGAGAAGGAAAACUUCGGUGACAUCGACAUCCUCGUCACCUGGGAGAAAGCCGCCUUUCAGGGUAGAUCCGGCCCGAAAACAACACCAGCAGCAGCAGACGGGAGAAGCAAGAUCCAACAGCAUGAUCUUGACGGCGAGGCAGACGAUGGAAUUGACGAGGAAGAGGAACAAGAGCGGUCACCGGGUCAUUCGCUGAUGUCCUGUGACGAGGCACGCCAAGCCAUCCGAGCUGCCUUGGGAGCUGAGUACACCAUCUUUACCAAGGCCAGCGAUCAUUACGCCAUCCCAUGGCCAUCCUCCGCUGACAAUGUCGACACCACCGGCAUUCCCAAGAGAUACGUUCAGGUUGACAUCACAAUCUGUGACUCUUUGCAGCAAAUGCAAUGGAUUCUGUUCAAGCACGCACACGGCGAUCUGUGGAGCAUCCUCGGGACUAUCAUCAAACCGUACACGCUCACUGCCGAUGGGCAUGCCCUUUUCUUGCGGAACCCAGACAUUGAAAAGUUCGAAAAGUACAAGAGCUUAGCAAAGAUUCGUCUGACAAGAGACCCGGCUGAGGUUCUUUUGUUCCUUGGUCUUGACGUCGCUAGAUAUUCGGAACCCUUUGCAUCCCGUCAGGAGAUGUACGAAUACGCUGCCAGCUGCCGUUUUUUCCGCGCCCAACUUGACGCAGAUGACGAAGAGCUGAGGCGAGCAGACUCAGUCGGCUCGCCCGUGUCGACAGAGCCAGCCACACCGUCAACUGCACCAGGCUCCGCAGGGUCGCCAACGUCAACAGAUCCCGCGACGUCAGCGACGUCAGCGACGUCAGCGACAUCAACAGGACCAGAACCUCUCACAAUGUCGGAGCUGAAACUGAGUGACGGUAGAGAGGAGCCAGCCAGAAAGAAGCUCAAGUCUAAGGAUAGGAAGCGUCUGAAGUGCAGGCCGGCAUUCCGCCAGUGGCAUGAAGAAUUUGUUCCUCGUUACCAAGCAGAAGGCUACCUCCCCAGAGAAAAGCUGACUUGGUUGAAGGUGACAGACGAAGCUUUCGACCGUUUCUGUGUCGGGCCAUGGUACAAGCGUGUCCACCUCGAUGUCGUCCGUGGUCGAAGCGAGGACAGAGUCUUGGCAGCCGUCCUCAAGACAAUUGACGACGUCGUUCCCGCCGACCUGGCCGAUACCAAGAGAUGCCAGUUCCGUGGCAGCUUGAAGAAAGCUCUCAAGAGGAUCAUCUUCCAAGACGACAAAAGCUAUGGAGUAGUACCCGACAAGGAGCUCAGGGAUGGUCUGGGUCUGAUGAUUAAGGGCGAGGUCGAAAAGUUUGUGAGCAAGAAGUGGGAGGAGGUCGGGAACGCAGCCAUGGAGAAGCAUCAAAAGAGAUAUGAAGAGCAUUGCCGUGAGAAGGGGAAUCCAUAA
This is a messenger RNA of Colletotrichum spaethianum, 1542 nucleotides long. RefSeq lists its product as uncharacterized. The record is from RefSeq and is a predicted model, not a curated record. The coding region runs from base 1 to 1542 and encodes 513 amino acids. The transcript has a single exon. NCBI's taxonomy places the organism in Eukaryota, Fungi, Ascomycota, Sordariomycetes, Glomerellales, Glomerellaceae.